CAGCGCGCCGCCUCACCGAGCGGAGCAGAGCAUACAGCCGAGCGCAGAACGCCUAGCAGACGACAAGCAGACGACGACCACGCUAGCAGACGACAUCGCGAGCACAGUGUGCAGCGCACGCCCCCUCCCGCCCUCUUGUGAGGCUUCCCCGUUGACGAGGCCGCCGUCGCGAGGACGCGCAGCCCGCGCAGCCCGCGCCGCCGGCCGGUCCGCCGGUCAGCACCCACCCGAGUGACUUACCCCGUCCCUGAUAAUCAGUCCGCGGACACGAGCCGGGACUUUGGAACUUGAUUAAAAUUUAGUGAGGAACUUGUGACGACCGUCCGGCUUGUUCGAAAGACCGCUCCUCCUCUCCUUGUCCGGGGGAACUUUGCUCAGCGUCCCGACAGGACAGCAGUGCGCGUCCCAGAGGAUCCCGACGACGACACCGGAGCUGUCUGCGCCAGCCGGCCUUUCUCCGAGUCUCGCCGACGCAGUCCUAAAGGUCAGCCGCGGCCUGGACGACCCGCUGGACGCGCUGGACCCGCUGGACCUGCUGCCAUCGCCCCCAGCCAUGGACCGCGAGGUUCCGGCCCAGGACCACUCUCACCACAUGCAGCACCACGGCGUCCUGUCCCCACAUCUCUCAACUAAUGAUCACUCCGACAAACUAAUGCCCAACGAAAACAACAACACUAGUCUGAAGAAUAACAACAGUAGCAACAACAACCACAAUGCCCAAAUCAAGACUAGCAUGAAGAACGGCCACAGCAACGUCAGCGCCCACUGUCAAGGUAGCAAUCUAACUAGCAACAACAACUCAAAGACGUCCAACGGUACCAAUGGCACCUGCAACAGCAGCAGCAGCAGUUGCAGCAGCAGCACCAGCUCGACCAGUAGUGGGAACAGCAAGAGGUUUUGCAACGGUGGCUCGGCGGCGGGACUGGGCAGCAUCCUCCCCGAGCAGAGGCGGCUGGUCGACGUCACCAGGGACAAGCCCGUCAAAGUCACCGUCCGAGUCGUCGUCCCCACCCGGGACCACCCCAAGUUCAACUUUGUCGGAAAGCUGCUCGGACCGCAGGGCAACUCUCUGAAGCGCCUACAGGAGGAGACGAUGACAAAGAUGGCCAUCCUCGGUCGCGGCUCCAUGCGGGACCGGCAGAAGGAGGAGGAGCUACGUCUCUCGGGGGAUCCAAAGUUCUGCCACCUGCAGCUUGAGCUGCACGUGGAGGUUACUGCCUUGGCGCCACCAGCCGAGGCCCACGCCAGGAUCGCCCUGGCACUCGCAGAAGUGCGAAGGUUUCUCGUGCCGGACUUCAAUGACGACAUCCGCCAGGAGCAGAUGUGGGAGCUGCACGUGCUCAAGAGCUCCCGGGAUCACCUCAAGCACCUGGCGGGGCCGGCCGGGCCCGGCGCGUCCCCCCAGGAGGACGCUGUGGCGGCGGCCGCGGCAGGGCUGGGCCCGCUACCCGACCCCGCGUGCCUGGAGCCCAGUGUGGCGCCCGGCGCGCUCGCCGCGGGGCCCCUGGCGCCCGGGCCCUCACGCGGCCUGCACAGCCCCAUCGGCCCUGACGUGGCUGCUCGCCUGUUCUGCGCGCGCACGGCAGCAGCUGGAGCAGGGAGGAAGCGGCCCUACAUCGCCAUGUCGCCGACCAAGCGCACCGUGCUGUCCAUCCUGGCGCGCGCACGAGCCGCGCAGGCCAAGGACAUGAUCGGCGCCCACUGACAGGAGGCCAGCGCGCAAGACCCCUACAGUUCGUGGCCUUGGCAAGAGUCGUCCGAGGAAGGAAGGGUCGGUAUCCUGCAGGACUCCCGAUCGUUCCGCAGCGGACUGUAGGAGGCCCGCGCGCGCCCCUGGGUGAAUCAUCAGCACCGUUUAGUAUUUGAAGCCCCUCGCGCCGAGCGCGAAGGAGGCGCCUCGCUCCGUCCUGAUCGGUUAGGAUGCGAGAGACCAGACGAACACUCAGCCCAUUCCGGGCGGUCUUUUUGUGAUUCAUUCAAUUUGAUACGUUAACGCCGUAAGGCCGAAAGAGUGCGCCCAUGCAAUGUGAUUCAUCGUGGUCGUGACUUUAAAAGCUAACAUUAGAUUGUGCUCUGUGAGUGGAACUGAUAUUGUGAAUGCUAUACACCUUCCCGGCGCAGGCCACGCUUGCUGCUGCGUGGCGGCAUCAGGCCACAAGAGACUUGUAUCAUGGCUAACGGAAGGUAUAUUUAUAAGUGAAAAUGUAUUUUUGCACCCGAAGUGAUGUCUAAAGUAACAUAGAAAAUGGUUAAAAGAGUACUGUUUAUUAGCUGUAAUCAUCAUUAUGGGUGUCGGCUCAUCGAAUGGCCAAAGAUGUGUUAUAUCUUAGAAUUAUUUUAAGAAUAUAGGCCUCUAUUUAAUAAUGCAAUUGCAUUAGCUGGUGCUGUUAGAGAACCAGCUGUCAUAUCUCAACGACUAUCUAGAAUAAAUUACAGUUUUAAGAAAAUGUCUGCUUAAAUUCAUUGUAAUUUUUCAGAAAGAAAGUGAUUCCCUAUUUUUAAGCUAAUUAUAGAUUUCUCGUUUUUCUUCUCCCUGUAAUUGUUCAGUACGUAGGGGACCAUUUUGUGUAGAGUUUUCUCUCCUUUAAUUAGCAUAGUGGGCGCCGUUCUCUGUCCCUGUUUAUGUAAAUGUUAUCAGUUGUAUACGUGAUGUAUACUACAGUAGUAACGUACCGCAGCACAUGUUUUGCCAUUUUAUGUAAUAAAAUUUUAUUAUGUUGAUGAAAAUCAGCCUCUGCCCGUGUAUGACAUUGAAUUGUUACCAUGUAUAGGUGCCCACCCACAAAAUCAUCUUAAAUCAAUGGAAAGACAAGUCAAAUUUAUAGUAUUUCAGGAAAACUGGCGUUGCAUUACUAGUUUCUUAAAUCUAUUUUCUUCCGUAGGAUAGAUAUUGCUGAAAAUUUGGGAAUGCGUCCGUAGGAAUAGUAUCAGGAAAAAUUGCCUAACAAGUAGUCAAAUGGAGAGGGAAAACGGUAAAAUUUAAAUAUGAUUGUUUGAAAGCAAGCGAGCCAUGGAGAAGAAUAAUACCGUUUGUUGUUAAUGCUUGGAUAUGUUAAAGGCUUUUCAAUGUAUAUUUCAUGUGAAUAUAAGAUAUUAUUUUAUAUUGAGUCCGGUGGACUAUUCCAUUAUCACAACGAUGUUUUAAGUUAAGAGUGUAUAAUGCUAACCUUGACAUCUACAUCACAAUCCGACUUUACACUAUAACUCGUAACAUAAACGUAAAUAUUAUUGGUAAACGCACAUUUUUCUUUCUUGUUCGCACAUGAUUUACUAAGCCUGUCUGUUCCUACUGGUACAUUAUACGUGAUAGUUGACAGUUGCACACUGGAAAUAAAUGACACAGAACAAUGUAGUUACACUUGUAAAUAAGAACGCACUUGAAAUUGAAAAGCCUGUUCUUCUUUGCUAUACUUUUCCCAAGUGUAUCCAUUGAUUAAGGAACACAGAUUUUAUUGUAAAAAGCAUUGAAGUCGUAUUGUCAUAUGGCUAUGCAUCUCGCACGAUCGGUUUCUGCAAUACCGGGCGUCUUUCUUUGUAAUAUACCUCCUAAACCCUUAAAAGUGCCAGCUUUCACUUAUUACACCUGUUAUAAGUUUACGUAGAUAAUCUAUUAGAUUGCGCAUAAAAUUAUUCAUGAUAUACAGAUUUGUUUCGCAUACAUAUUUUAAAUAUUGUUCCAAAUUAAUUAAAUGUUACUCAUCUCAAUAAACAAACAUUACCUAA
Messenger RNA from Frankliniella occidentalis (western flower thrips), 3723 nucleotides. Its product is annotated as KH domain-containing, RNA-binding, signal transduction-associated protein 2-like. Bases 554 to 1705 code for a protein of 383 amino acids. The transcript is spliced from 9 exons. The record is from RefSeq and is a predicted model, not a curated record. Gene Ontology annotation, biological process: regulation of alternative mRNA splicing, via spliceosome. Gene Ontology annotation, cellular component: nucleus. Lineage: Eukaryota; Metazoa; Arthropoda; Insecta; Thysanoptera; Thripidae. Gene Ontology annotation, molecular function: mRNA binding.